CUUGGUGAUGAUGAUGUCAUCAUCUCGCGCCCGGAUGAGGCUGGUCAGUCGGCUAAACCGAGCUCCGCGGAAUGAGGGGCUAAAUCUAGAAAGGAUGGAGAUUAUCAGGAGCUGGACGCAGUCAGUUCGAAAGGAUACAUGUCCAGAAAUUUCAAGAGGGUCUAACGAGAUCAAAAGUCAUGUUAGUGCUGGGAAAUACAUUCGUGGGCAAGUUUGCUAGUUAACGUUAGCCGUCGUUAGCUCGACAAAUAGAGGCAGUGUUGUAAGGAAAGAAAUUGUCAGAAGCUUUUAUCCAAAAUACAUAGUCGCUUGUUUUCAGUUUUUCUGAUAGAUUAUUAAAUACGACCGUUAAGGUAGGAAAAUAAAAUCAACUAAUGUCAACGAACUACAUAGGAUAAGAUAAGAAGUGAUUAAAUAUUGACAGGCCUGUUGUUGUUGUUGUACAUAAAGGGUUAGUUCUAUUUUAAAGGGGCUAAAAGAGCACGUUUUGAAAAAAAUACCUCUUUAAAUGGGGGGAAACUGGAUCAGAAAAGAAACAAAUAGUUGUGGUGGGUUUGUCAUGGCUCUGGCAGCUGUGUUAUUCUCUUGCCUUGUGAUUGGAGUCACUGGUCAAGAUGGACAGGCAAUGACUGCAGAGGAAAAGUCCAAAAUCAGGGACCAAAUUCUAGAGAUGUUUGAUCAUGCCUAUAACAGUUACAUGGACUAUGCCUACCCAGCAGAUGAGUUGAUGCCCCUCAGCUGUAGAGGAAGGGUAAGAGGGCUGGAACCCAAUCGAGGGGACAUUGAUGACUCUCUGGGAAAGUUCUCUUUAACGUUAAUAGACACUUUAGAUACUCUUGUGUUGUUAAACAAACUGGAUGAAUUUGAGGAGGCUGUGAAGAAGACCGUGAGAGACGUCAAAUUUGAUAAUGACAUCGUUGUCUCUGUCUUUGAGACCAAUAUCCGUGUGCUGGGUGGCUUGUUGGGUGCCCACGUCAUGGCAGAUGUUCUAAAGCAGCGUGGAGAGAGAAUGCAGUGGUACAGAGAUGAACUGCUACACAUGGCCAAAGAACUGGGCUUCCGCCUCCUGCCUGCCUUUAACACCACCAGUGGCCUUCCUUAUCCUCGGGUAAAUUUGCGCUAUGGGGUCGUCAGCCCCCUUUCUAGGACAGGAACGGAGUCGGAUACUUGCACUGCUUGUGCAGGCACCAUGAUUCUGGAGUUUGCAGCUCUCAGCCGACUGUCUGGGGACCCAAUAUUUGAGGAAAAUGCUAGGAAAGCUAUGGAUGUCCUCUGGGAGAAAAGGCAAAGAGGAAGUGACCUUGUCGGCACUGUGAUCAACAUCCACAACGGAGACUGGGUUCGCAGAGAGACCGUAUUCAUAUCAGCACCUUCUCUGUUUCUCAUGACAGAUAGUGGUGUUGGCGCUGGAAUCGACUCUUAUUAUGAAUACUUGAUGAAAGCUUAUAUUCUUCUUGGGGACAAGGUGUACCUUAACAGAUUCAACACACACUAUAGUGCCAUUAUGAAGUACAUCAGCCAGCCUCCUCUGCUGCUCAACGUGCACAUGCACAACCCCACCGUAAACGUGCGAAGCUGGAUGGAUUCCUUGCUUGCCUUCUUCCCUGGGCUACAGGUUCUGAGAGGAGACUUGAAACCUGCCAUAGAGACGCAUGAGAUGCUGUACCAAGUGACUAAACAGCACAAUUUCCUCCCUGAGGCCUUCACCACCGAGUUCAGAGUUCACUGGGGCCAGCACCCGUUGAGACCGGAGUUUGCUGAAAGCACAUAUUUCCUUUACAAAGCCACAGGUGAUCCUUACUAUUUGAAAGUAGGCCAGUCUAUAGUGGAGAAGCUGAACACUCACGCUCGGGUCCCUUGUGGCUUCGCCGCCGUACAGGAUGUGAGGACGGGAACGCAUGAGGACAGGAUGGAUUCCUUCUUCCUGGCUGAGAUGUUUAAGUACCUCUACCUGCUUUUCUCAGAGAAGAGCCAGUUGCCUAUAAACAUUGAUGAUUAUAUUUUCACUACUGAGGCUCAUCUGCUCCCAGUAUCUCUAUCUACAACCCAACCCCCCUGCCAUACCAACAACACAGAACCUCAAGCUCAUGAAGACGAUUUAUUUUCAUACUCAUGCCCCAGUGCUCAAACCCUGUUCCCUAACAACCCCACCUUUGCCAAGACAAUCAGGGACAGCUAUAAAUACCUCACCGGUGUGGGAAGAGCCCAGCAGGCCUCAUCUGUCAGGGGGAUUGAACUGCCUCUUCAUGACACGGGCCUGGAGCCAGUCGAGUUUCUGAAAAGCAUGGGCAUCUCUCUGACACCCCUUACUGAGCUGGUCUCUGCCAGCCAAGGCUCAGCAUUUCAGGACUCUCAGAAGGGUGUGUACAAGUUAAAACUGGUUGCUGAGGUGAGCCAUACACCUGAGCAUGAGGAAGUGGUGCCACUUAUUGUGCAGCUCAUUUCCCCUCCGUUUUUGGGUCAAACAGUCUUCACGGCUGGUCCAGCAAAGUUUGGAACAGAUCUUACCAAACAACAGCAUGGGGUGAAAGGCAGCAUUAUGAAGAGUGUUCCCUAUACAGCAUGUGGCCCGAUUGAAAACGCAGUAGAGCUGCAGGGACACAUAGCACUGGCAUUGAGAGGAGACUGCAUGUUUGCUGCUAAAGCUCGGCGCCUGCAGGAAGCAGGAGCCACUGGAGUCAUCUUCAUUGAUCACAGAGAGGGCAGCAGCAGUGCUGACACUCCACUCUUCCAGAUGGUUGGAGAUGGAGAGCCUACCGAUGACAUCACAGUUCCCCUGGCGUUCCUCUUCAGCAAAGAGGGAGCUACACUCACCGCCGCUCUGGAAGAACAUCACAAUGUGGACGUCCUCCUGCUACCCAAAGAGAAACAACUAGGAAAAGAAAAACCUGAGAAGUUAAAUAUUAAGUUCCGUUUAGCUAAGGAAGGAGAGCUUGCCGAGGGUGAGACUGAAAGCACUACCAUCCAGCUGGUGCUGGAGCAAAGCGAGACUGACACAGAGACAAACAAUGAGGCCGCAUCAUUGAUGAGGGAAAACCAGGAGACCUGCAGCUCUCUGCAGAAAGACCCUGAGAGCAGCCCCUGACAGUGGGAUCAGCCGUGACCACGGUCCCCUUCACAGAACGAAGGGCUGUUGCUCCCUGUCACCGAUCUCAGAUCAGAGAAUGCAGGCUGUGCUAUGGAAAAUGUUUCAACGAAGCCUAGACUGUACCAUCUGAGCUCCUCACGGGGGAUCACAAGUCCUCCCCUGGUUAAGGGGGUCUUAUCUUGCAUAGUUGGAACUAUAUUGAUCUGCACAAAGUGAGAUGGUAUGACGCGUGACGCUCCUGUCUCUCUGAUAUCGUGGUAGCUGCAAUAGAUUCUUUUCAAUUGUCUACAAUUGAAAAGCAUCGGUUUUGGGUAUUAAAGAGGUGUACAAGAUUCUCUCACGCCACUUUAUGUGGAUCAGAUUUUAUUUUAAUGUUUUUCUUUCACUGCAGAUCACUGGUUCUCAGUUUUGUGCAUUUUUUUUUUAUUUUAUCAUAUAAUGCAUUCUUAAAGUGUAAGUGGCUUGAAGUCUUCAGGACAUCCUUAACACAUGGCUCCUAUGACCAAACCCAAAAAAAAAACAGUGUUUAAAGGAGGGAGAAUGGACCAGUAAAACAUAGUUUAACAUGUUUUAGAUACAGAAACAUCAGGGAAAUCAAUGAUCUGACUUGAACAUGUUUGCAUGUGUGUGUGGAAGGCAUGUACGGUGGCCUUUAUCAUAAUGUCACAUACUCUGUUAAUUUCAUCAUGUGCCAGUACUAAAUAUUUGUGUAUGUGUGUGCACAUUUGCAGCCAAUGCAUUCAUCUCACUUUCAUGCAGUGAUUGGUCAAGGGGCGUUUUUGAGAGAGUUGCCCUUUCCUCUACCAAAAACAUGUGUCUGUCAUGAAGUUUUUGUGCAAUGACAAAACCAUUUCUGCAGGCAGGAUGAUGAUGAAAAUAAGUCAUAAUUAUUUAGAUUAGUCUAAUUUUGCAAUUUUUGACUGCCUCCUUUGUCACUUGCACAGAUUCACCAUCACACUAGAGGUGCUGCUUACACCAGAUUCAUGACUUUCUACAUAUCAUCUGAGAAUAUUUCAAAUGCAUCAAUGUUAUUAAACUAGCUUUUGCAUUGAGUGUCACAGCCAUAAUGUAGCUCAAGAGUGGAAUACAAUCUGUUGCAUUAUAGCAUGCAGAGAACGGUUAUACCAACCCCAAACCUGUCCAUUUCAAGUCUUAAUUAUAAUGUACACCUUGUAUUUUGUCACUGAUGGCUGUUCUCAAAAGGAUGUCAACCUGUGUACCUCAAAGGGCUUAUGACUGAUUCACAUAAAUGUGUGGGCAUAAUAUAUAUAGAUGGGAUUAUAUUUAUUUACGAUAUUUUCUAUACAUUAAUUUGAGAUGAAGAUGCUUGUCAGAAGGGUCAGCUGAAGCAUUUCUUGAGGGCCAAAGGAUGUAAUAUUCUGUUGUUGUGACAGAACAAGAUUUUAUAGCGUCUUUUUAAUAGCUGUUUUGUAUUGACUGAUGAAAUGUUAGUACUUGCCAUUGAAAUCAAGUUUAUGACCCUAAA
Cyprinus carpio (common carp) is the source of this 4574-nucleotide messenger RNA. RefSeq names its product ER degradation-enhancing alpha-mannosidase-like protein 3. The record is from RefSeq and is a predicted model, not a curated record. Gene Ontology annotation, molecular function: calcium ion binding; mannosyl-oligosaccharide 1,2-alpha-mannosidase activity. The transcript is spliced from 20 exons. Lineage: Eukaryota; Metazoa; Chordata; Actinopteri; Cypriniformes; Cyprinidae. Gene Ontology annotation, biological process: mannose trimming involved in glycoprotein ERAD pathway; endoplasmic reticulum mannose trimming; carbohydrate metabolic process. Gene Ontology annotation, cellular component: endoplasmic reticulum; membrane. Bases 509 to 3085 code for a protein of 858 amino acids.